Mirounga angustirostris (Northern elephant seal) is the source of this 1438-nucleotide messenger RNA. Its product is annotated as cytochrome P450 4A11-like. The record is from RefSeq and is a predicted model, not a curated record. The coding region runs from base 1 to 1428 and encodes 475 amino acids. Gene Ontology annotation, molecular function: iron ion binding; monooxygenase activity; heme binding. The transcript is spliced from 11 exons. NCBI's taxonomy places the organism in Eukaryota, Metazoa, Chordata, Mammalia, Carnivora, Phocidae.
AUGUGGCCAUCCUACCCUCCACCACCACUCCAAGCAGUGGACCUAAAGAGGAAGCAAGGUUUUAUUGAUUUGUCUUUCCCUUGGUUACAGCUCCAAAAUGGUCAGGAGCUACAAGAGCUUCAGAAAAGGGCAGAGAAAUAUCCAUGUGCCAGUCCUCGCUGGCUAUGGGGAAGCAAGGUUAGCCUCAUAGUCUACGACCCGGACUACAUGAAGGUGAUCCUGGGGCGAUCAGACCCAAAGUCUGAUGGUUCCUACAGAUUCAUGGCUCCCUGGAUAGUGUAUGGUUUGCUCAUGUUGAAUGGGCAGGCGUGGUUCCAGCAUAGGCGGAUGCUGACCCCAGCCUUCCACUAUGACAUCCUGAAGCCCUACGUGGGACUCAUGGCCGAUUCUGUCCGAGUGAUGCUGGACAAAUGGGAGGAGCUCCUCAGCCAGAACUCAGCUCUGGAGAUCUUUGGACACAUCUCCUCGAUGACGUUGGACACCAUUAUGAAGUGUGCCUUCAGCUACCAGGGCAACCACCAGGCAGACAGGUACUUCCAAUCCUACCUUCAGGCCAUUCGGGACCUGAACAACCUGGUGCUUUCCCGGAUAAGGAAUGCUUUCUACCAGAAAGACUUCAUCUACAGGCUGACCCCUGAGGGCCGCCGGAACCACCGGGCCUGCCAGCUUGCCCAUCAACACACAGACCAAGUGAUCAAGCUGAGGAAGGCUCAGCUGCAGGAGGAGGGAGAGCUCGAGAAGGUCAGGAGCAAGAGGCACUUGGACUUUCUGGACAUCCUCCUCUUUGCCCAAAGGGAGAACGGGAACAGCUUGUCUGACAAGGACCUCCAUGCGGAAGUGGACACCUUCAUGUUUGAGGGCCAUGACACCACAGCCAGCGGCAUCUCCUGGAUCCUCUAUGCUCUGGCCACACACCCCGAGCAUCAGCAGAGGUGCCGGGAGGAGAUCCAGAGCCUCCUGGGGGACAGCGCCUCCAUCACCUGGGACCACCUGGACCAGAUGCCCUACACCACCAUGUGCAUCAAGGAGGCACUGCGACUCUAUCCGCCAGUUCCAGGUGUCGGCAGAGAGCUCAGCAAGCCCAUCACCUUCCCUGAUGGACGCUCCUUACCCAAAGGAUUCUCAGUCUUGCUCUCCUUUUAUGCCCUUCACCACAACCCCAAAGUGUGGCCAAACCCAGAGGUGUUUGACCCUUCCCGGUUUGCACCAGAUUCCUCUCGACACAGUCAUGCUUUCCUGCCCCUCUCAGGAGGAGCAAGGAACUGCAUCGGGAAGCAGUUUGCCAUGAACGAGCUGAAGGUGGCGGUGGCCCUGACCCUGCUCCGCUUUGAGCUGGCACCAGAUCCUCUCAAGGUCCCUGUUCCCACUCCAAGAAUUGUGUUGAUGUCCAAGAAUGGGAUCCACCUGCAUCUCAGGAAGCUCCUCUAACACUUGUGGG